AUGGUGCAGCUCCUCCAGAGACGCGUGGUCGACGUGGUGACGCAGUCGCUGGUGGAGAUCCAAGUGGAUCGCAAGCCGUCGCCCACGCCGUUGGCCGUGCAAGUGUUGCGCUUCCGUCCCGAGGAAAAGGAGGCGGCCACGUCCCUCAAGAGGACGCGCUUCGUGUACGAGAUUGAGACGUGCCACCAGGAGACCGGCGACAUCUACCGCAUGGAGCGCCGCUUCCGCGAGUUCAAGCGGCUGCGCGAGGCAUUGCUGCUCGAAUGUCGCGACUGCCCCGCGUGCCACCCGUUCUUCGAGCAGCUCAAGAAGUCGCGUCUACCUGCGCGGCAGAUGGUCGUGCUGGACGUGAACAAGUACGGAGCCUCGCGCAUGCUGGAGCUCACGCAUUUCCUGCGGGACCUUGUGCGUCUGGUAGCGCAGGACGCUCACCACUGUCCUCGCCACGGCCUGGACAUCGACAAGUCCGUGGGACUAUUCCUCGGACUCGACUCAGUCAGCGAAGCUCUCGACAGCGUUGCAGAAUCCACUCUAGCGAUGCAAAUGGGGCCACUCAAGACACGCCAGGAUCGGAUUGACUUCCGCGCAGCUUCCAUGCCCGACAUGCGCUUCUCGUCCUCGUCAGUGCGUCUGUCCGACAACUCGCUGCGGCGCAUUCGGGCGCGAGGGUACUCGGAGGUUGGGAAUAUUCGCGUUCUACAGGCGACUCCACGAGGAUAG
This is a messenger RNA of Phytophthora sojae, 720 nucleotides long. RefSeq lists its product as hypothetical. The transcript has a single exon. Gene Ontology annotation, molecular function: phosphatidylinositol binding. Lineage: Eukaryota; Oomycota; Peronosporomycetes; Peronosporales; Peronosporaceae. The coding region runs from base 1 to 720 and encodes 239 amino acids. The record is from RefSeq and is a predicted model, not a curated record.